CCCCUUGCUCCUCGUCCUUGGCUGUGUAUCGCAGUUGCCAGUACGAUGUACAGGUAUAUCAGUCUCUUCUUGCUCUGCCAGCCCGGACCACCCGCCAGCUGCCGCCCGUGCCUCCGACUAUGCCCCUGCGCUCCUCACCUGGUAUCCUAGCAUUCUCGCAAAUGCUGCAUCGCAUCUCAUGAGCUUCCCAUGUCACGCGAUCGUCUGGCGGCGCCAUUGAUGGACAGUUACCCCGCCCGGUCUGACGAAACCGUAAUGCACCAACAAUCCAACCCAGGACGCCCUCAAUGGACGGACAGUCAGUGGACAGGGAGCUUCUUUGCUCGGCGAGCUUGUCCUCUGUCUCUGUCCCUCUCUCUCUCUCUCUCUCUGCUUGGGCCCGACCUCCUCCCGAGCCGAGCAAUUCACCGCACACCCUCAUCCAACACCCCCGGAGCAGCGAGUGAGUGUAUCGCAGUACAUCGCCAAGUAUCUCGCACGCCUCAGCAUAGCGGACAGGAACAUGGGAUACAUGGCACCGCGACCCCUCUCUUCGUCUCUCCUCGCCUUUCCUCAGGCCGGCACCGCCAGGUCAGGCGCCCUGCCGCAAUCGACAUCCAUCCACCUCCCUCUUCCCCCCCCCCCCCUCAUUCUCUUCCCUUCUUAAUCCCCUCUCCAUCCCCAUCCUCCCCCAACCAUCCUUCUCACAUCCAGACAUCACCUGUUCAUCACUAGACAACCAAAUACACUUUUGAUCACCUAGAUCACACAAACCAGAACCAACUCGCCCAUCAUGACGGAACCGCUCUCCAAGGUCGACUCUGCUGUCGGAGGUCUCUCGCAGUCCCCUCCCAAGGAGCACAAGACUCGCCGUCAAUCCUCGGCCGCUGCGCCCGGCGUGUACAACGUCAAGGACCUUGAAGAACAAAAGAUUGAGCUGGAGCUCGCACCGGAAACUCAGCGGACUGGAUGGAAGAUCAACACGUCGUCCUCGACAGUGGAGGACAAGGACAUUCUCAAGCUUCCGCUCUCCAAGCCGCCAGUCAAGAAGAUUGACCUGCACUUCCCACUCGGCAUGGAGGUAACGGCACGCAACCUCAAGGGCGUAACAAUAAAGGACGCCUUGGAUGCUAUCCACAAAGCAUACAAGAAGAGGGCGGAUGAUGAGCUCGACAAGCCGUACCUGGCAGGGUUCGAAUGGGACAAGGAAGAGUCCUGGACCCGGCUGGUCGUCCACCUUCAGAAGCAGCCGGCAACAGGGGGCAGCAACUUCAGUGGCGGCGGCGGCAAGAAGAAGAAGAACAAGAAGGCAGAGGGUGAAGAGUAAAAUGCGCUCUCUCGGACCUUGUUCGAAUCUGGACCAAUACUUCCUGAUGAAAAAAACAAACCAUGUUUCUCGCUCUGGCUCGCAAUGGCGACUAAGCGCAAUGGGAUGUUGCGAUAGAUGCAGUUCGGACGGGUGUGCCUCCUCCCUUGGUUCGGAUGGUGUGUGUACUCUGCUCUGGAGCUUGAUGCUUCCAAGUGUAUAGCUAGGCGGGGUUGACGACGUUGGACGGGUGGUUGCAGUGGUAGCAGCUUCGCCCCUGGCUCAAUUGACUCUUUACCCUGUCAUGUCACCGU
Messenger RNA from Colletotrichum destructivum, 1599 nucleotides. RefSeq lists its product as uncharacterized. Bases 773 to 1306 code for a protein of 177 amino acids. The record is from RefSeq and is a predicted model, not a curated record. The transcript is spliced from 5 exons. Lineage: Eukaryota; Fungi; Ascomycota; Sordariomycetes; Glomerellales; Glomerellaceae.